Molecule: messenger RNA, 1611 nt
Organism: Sphaerodactylus townsendi
Lineage: Eukaryota; Metazoa; Chordata; Lepidosauria; Squamata; Sphaerodactylidae
Gene: MKLN1
Product: muskelin 1
Exons: 12
Coding region: 25-1611 (528 amino acids)
Cellular component (GO): cytoplasm
Molecular function (GO): protein binding
Source: RefSeq, a predicted model, not a curated record
CCCGUCUCCUCCCCGUCUGGCAAGAUGGCGGCGGCGAUGGCGGCGGCUGCGGGGGUGUUGGGCCUGUGUCCGGCGGGCGCCCCCGAGAGCCGCGUCUUGGCCUACGCCCUGCACCGCUGGAGCAGCUUCUCCUCCACUUACCUGCCCGAGAAUAUUUUAGUGGACAAGCCCAACGAUCAAUCUUCACGGUGGUCUUCCGAGAGCAACUACCCUCCCCAGUAUCUGAUCUUGAAACUCGAAAGACCCGCCAUUGUCCAAAGCAUCACUUUUGGAAAAUACGAGAAGACCCACGUCUGCAAUUUAAAGAAGUUCAAAGUUUUCGGUGGGAUGAAUGAAGAGAACAUGACAGAUCUGUUAUCUAGCGGCUUGAAGAACGAUUAUAACAAAGAAACCUUCACCUUGAAGCAUAAAAUUGACGAGCAGAUGUUCCCCUGCCGUUUUAUUAAGAUAGUUCCGCUGCUAUCUUGGGGUCCCAGCUUCAACUUUAGCAUCUGGUACGUUGAGCUGAACGGCAUCGAUGACCCGGAUGUGGUACAGCCCUGCCUCAAUUGGUACAGCAAGUACCGUGAACAGGAAGCCAUUCGCCUCUGCCUGAAGCACUUUCGCCAGCACAACUACACGGAGGCGUUUGAGUCCCUGCAGAAGAAAACCAAGAUCGCGCUGGAGCACCCCAUGCUGACAGACCUCCACGACAAACUUGUCCUGAAGGGGGAUUUCAACGCCUGUGAGGAGUUGAUAGAAAAAGCUGUGAACGUAGAAACAGUUUAUUUGUUUGGCGGCUGGGACGGGACUCAAGACCUCGCCGACUUCUGGGCGUACAGCGUGAAGGAGAACCAGUGGACGUGUAUAUCCAGAGACACCGAAAAAGAGCUGAUGGAAAAGUUGGCUGCUCUGCUGCCGAGAAAUAAACAAGAUGCUUUGGCAGGACAGGAUGACACAAAAACGUCUAAUGAAGCCUCUGGAGCCGAUGCAACAGAGACGUCCACGCCGAAAGCUACUGGUGAAUAUCUCAGAACCGGCUGUCUUUUAUUGCAGAUGUGCAUGGAUUCCGAGAAGCACAUGAUCUACACCUUUGGCGGAAGGAUUUUGACGUGCAACGGCAGCGUGGACGACAGCCGAGCCAGCGAGCCGCAGUUCAGCGGCCUCUUUGCUUUCGACUGUCGGUGCCAGACGUGGAAGCUCUUGCGGGAGGAUUCGUGUAACGCCGGCCCCGAGGACAUCCAGUCCAGGAUAGGGCAUUGCAUGUUGUUCCAUUCAAGGAAUCGCUGCCUGUACGUGUUUGGCGGGCAGAGGUCGAAAACGUACUUGAACGACUUCUUCAGUUACGACGUAGACAGCGAUCACGUGGACAUCAUCUCAGACGGCACAAAGAAAGAUUCAGGGAUGGAGCUGAGGCUGAGACUGCCUGGCCAGAGAACACGCGGUAAAUUCCUGAACGGGCAGGACGGCCGCUACAUCUCCAUUUUAGAAGGGUUGACUGGAGGCCAGGUUUUUGAUGACGGUCCAUCGCUUUUCACGAUUACUACCUUGAUUUUGAUCCUGGCGUUCUUUCAUGGGUUGAUUCAAAAGCUUCGGCAAGCCAGCUACGUUAAGCACGCGCGCGCUGGGUGA